Rhizoctonia solani is the source of this 1704-nucleotide messenger RNA. RefSeq names its product Reverse transcriptase (RNA-dependent DNA polymerase). Bases 1 to 1704 code for a protein of 567 amino acids. The transcript has a single exon. The record is from RefSeq and is a predicted model, not a curated record. Lineage: Eukaryota; Fungi; Basidiomycota; Agaricomycetes; Cantharellales; Ceratobasidiaceae.
AUGUUAGAUGGUACUAACUCCCAGACUGGUUGCAUUUGGCACCAGGUUCACCUUGUGGUCUUGGCCAAUGGCCAUUCACAUACCAUUCCCUUCUUACUUUGCCCUAUUGGUAAUACUUUGGCUAUACUUGGCAUGUCAUGGUUAAUAGCAGAAGCUCCCCUCAUUGACUGGCAACAGGAAUCAGUCACAUUCCCUGAAAUGGUUCAAAUUGCAUCAGAAGAGGAAGCUGACCCACAUCCCAUUGCAGACCUCCCUCCUCAGUAUCACAAAUUUGCCAAGGUCUUUGGUGAAGAGGAAUUCAAGGUCUUACUGCCUCACAGGGAGUACAACAUAGCAAUUGAUCUCCUCCCCAAUGCCAAACUCUCACCAGGACCUAUUUACAGCAUGACUGAUGCCAAAUCCAAAGCACUCAAACAACACAUAGACAAGGAACUGGCCACAGGCAAAAUCAGGCCCAGUACCUCCUCCACAGGCACCCCAGUCAUGUUUGUAAAGAAGGCAGAUGGAUCUCUCCAAUUGGUAGUAGAUUAUAGGAAACUCAACAAUAUCACACAUAAGAACAUCUACCCCCUACCAAGGCAGGAUGACCUAAUGGCUAAACUGCAGCACACCAAGAUCUUUACAAAACUGUAUCUAUGUUGGGGUUACAACAAUGUCUGGAUCAAGGAAGGAGAUGAAAGGAAGACAGCUUUCAGAACCAGGUACAGCCUCUUUGAGUACCUAGUGAUGCCUUUUGGUUUAACCAAUGCCCCUGUGGCAUUCCAACAUUUUAAGAACAAUCUAUUUAGGGAUGUAAUUGAUGUCACUGUGGUCAUUUACCUGGAUGACAUCUUGAUCUUCUCCAAAAAGCCCAAGGACCACCCUGUGCAUGUAAGGGGAGUCUUAUGCAGACUCAUGAAGAAUCAACUGUUUUGCAAACUAUCCAAGUGUCACUUCCAUGUCACUACAGUUGAUUAUCUGGGUAUUGUCAUUUCACUGGCAGGCUUCUCUAUGGAUCAGAAAAAAAUUGAGGCAGUCACAUCCUGGCCCAUCCCAAAAACAGUCAAACAGGUCCAAGCUUUUCUGGGAUUGGUCAACUAUCUUAGAAGGUUCAUUCCCAAUUUCAGCUCAGUAGCACAACCACUCCACAACCUCACCAGGAAGGACUCUCCUUGGUCUUGGGGACCCUCAGAAGAGACUGCUUUCCAGGAAUUGAAAGCCUUAGUCACCAGAAGCCUGGUCCUAAUUCACUCAAACCCAGAGCUACCUUACUACCUGGAAACAGAUGCCUCAGGAGUAGCCAUGGGAGCAAUCCUCAGUCAGAGGGGAGCCAAUAACUGGUUAUAUCCCAUUGCUUACAUGUCUAAACCCUUCUCUGGGGCCAAGGCCAAUUACAAUACCCACAACAAAGAGUUGUUGGUAAUAAUAAAGGCACUCAAGGAAUGGGGAAUCUUCCUAGAAGCAACAGAUAAGCCAGUACAAGUAUUCACAGACCAUUGGAACUUGGAAUAUUGGAUGGGUGCACAGACCUUCAACCAUAGAUGUGCCUGUUGGAGGGUGUUCCUGAGCAACUUUCACUUUGAGAUCCACUGCUGGCCUGGGAAGCAGUCAGGAAAACUGGAUGCCAUAUCCAGAAGGGCAGAUUACAGUGCUGUUCAAAACUGUUCACAGGAUUGGAACUUUUGUACUGUAUCAGUUGUUACUCAAUCAUUUGUCAAACAAUAA